Molecule: messenger RNA, 3039 nt
Organism: Acanthopagrus latus (yellowfin seabream)
Lineage: Eukaryota; Metazoa; Chordata; Actinopteri; Spariformes; Sparidae
Product: caspase-6-like
Exons: 8
Coding region: 103-1008 (301 amino acids)
Biological process (GO): proteolysis; apoptotic process
Cellular component (GO): cytoplasm
Source: RefSeq, a predicted model, not a curated record
GGGUUGAGGGAGGGAGGAGCUAAAUCACGUCUCAUCGAUGCUGCCGAUUGACGAAGCAGUUUAUUUUUUCCCAGUGGUGGCACUCGGAGUGAGCCUGUGAACAUGUCCAACGCGGCUGAAGACGUAUGUGGAGGAAGUGUUGCUAAAGGCAACAGGACAGCAACAGACAGGGCAGCAUACACGGAGAACCUAACAGAGACCGAUGCCUUCAUCAGAAGCUCUUUAGCUUUGGAUCCGACAGAGGAAUACAAGAUGGACAACAAGCGACGAGGCCUUGCACUCAUCUUUAACCAGGAGCGCUUCUACUGGCGCCUGGGGUUAAAUGACAGGCAUGGGACCAAUGCUGAUCGCUACAACUUGGAGAAAAGACUGAAAGAGCUGAACUUUGAAGUGAAGGCUUAUGAAAACUACAAACAGACAGAGGUCUUAGACAAAAUCAGUGAAGCCGCAGAGGCCGACCAUUCAGACGUAGACUGCUUUUUGCUCGUCUUCCUGAGCCACGGCGAGAACGAUCAAGUUUAUACCUAUGAUGGAAAGAUCAACGUUCAGGAUAUCACCUCCCUGUUCAAAGGAGACAAGUGCAGGAGCCUUGUGGGGAAACCAAAGAUCUUUAUAUUACAGGCGUGCCGCGGAGACAAGCAUGAUAAUCCAGUGACUGCCUGCGAUGCCGUGGACAGCGAGUUGAAAACAAAUGAGGUGGUGGUGGAUGCUUGUGCUGUACAGACCCUCCCUGCUGGGGCUGAUUUCCUCAUGUGCUACUCUGUGGCUGAAGGUUACUAUUCCCAUCGGGAGACCAUAAACGGCUCCUGGUACGUCCAGGAUCUGUGUGAGCUGCUUCAGAAGUUUGGGGAUUCCCUUGAAUUCACCGAAUUACUCACGCUUGUCAACAGGAAAGUGUCGAUGAGGAGUGUCGGCAACAGUAGCGACCGAAAUGCCAUCGGGAAGAAGCAAGUACCUUGCUUUGCUUCAAUGCUCACCAAGAAACUCUACUUCCGACCAAAAAAGUAACAGUUUUAGACCUCAGGCACGGAAUGAGCUGUUUUUUUUUAAUCACUCCUCCAAGGGAGAUUUUAAAGAUUUUUGUUGUUUUUUUUUAAAUCUUCUUCUGUAUGUUUCUCAAAAAAACUAUGAUUCACUUCUAAGUGCUAUAUUGUCACCAACUGGACUUUUCAUUUGUUCCAGUUUCCUAUGAUGCACCACUUAGAAUUACCACGACUUGGAUGACCGAGUAUCUUGACCAACUAUUAUUUACAUAUGCAUUAAACAUUCAGCCAAAUGGGGAUCUACAGUGAAACCAGUGGUUACAAAAUAACAGGAACAACAUGUACUUACAGUGCACAGAACACAUUUGAAUAUUUCUAGCCUUAGGCAAUUACAUCAUUCCUGAAACCACGUGUGUCGAAAUCAGGUUUAUGGAUUUUCAUGGCAGAGAAUUAAGACUGAUUAAGCUAAGUCUGAUUACUGACCUACUGCAGGUAGACCUUUUACAGUUUAUUGCAAUCUAAUACAACAGCCCCACAUGAAUUUAAAGUGAGACAAGUUCUAUUUGAGGCCCAAUCUUGGCUUAUCACAGGAAAAAAAGAUACGAUUUUGAAAUAUUUUUAAAGUAAUUUCUCUUGAAAGCUUGAUUGAUCAGAUUAUUGAACAGUAUAUAAAAGCAAUUCAUUUAUAAUCCUGACUAAAUUAUCAAUUAUCUUUCGCAGGAGGGAUCCCUGCAAAAAAAAAAAAUGCUAACAGAGCUGUGCCAAAAAAACAGUUAUCCCAGUUAUAAUUAGAGUUGAUAAACUCUUCCAGAAUAAAGCUUGUAGGGGAAAGAGUAGAGGCGCUAUUUUACAAGCAAACGUCAUAUAUUUGAAAGGUGUGCCGUGUUUCUUUUGCUGACUACACUGAUCAGAUUUACCACCUCAGCUGAAUAAUACAUUUGUUAAUUAUUUGCCUCUACUAGGGGUGUCACAAUAUGCAUUUAUCGAACUGUGAUACAAAAUAAAUUAAAUAUCGUUAAAGCUACAUUUGACUGAAAACAUUAAAAAAAAAAGAAUCUAUAGAUGUUCCCAUUACAGCCUUACCGUGAUAAUCAUGUAGUGAAAAUCUGAUAUUGUGACAGCACCAGUCUGACUUCAUAUCCUUUACUAACUCACAAAACUGUAACUUGAAUUUCUUUGCUCAUUUGUCACAGAAAUCUCAACUCAACUUGUGAUCUUGUUGUAUAGGAUUACAUUAUAUGUAAAGGUGUUUCCUGUUGUUUUGUAGAGCAAUUCACAUUUUGCACCUUUAAGAAAUUGCUUUUAAAACUUAAGGAUUGUUAUGGGCCACGUUCAGCAUUAGCUACUUUUCUUAGCAUUUUUGUCACAAUUUUGCUCGCCUGUUUAAUCCAGCCAAAAUUAUGAAAGGUACCACAGACACGUUGCCUUAUCCUGCAGCUGACAAGCCAAGUAAGCAGUAGCAGUUGACAUUUGCAGUGGCCUUGCGCAGGGAAGACCACAACAUUAACUCUGGGGAAACUGGAAAUGUCAGUUUGAGUUUGGUUUUCUUGACUCAGCGGCAGGAAUUUCUUAGAAGCCAGAUAAAUGCCUUCCACCCUGCUGUGUCUUACAUCACAGCAUGACAAGCUGGUACUUUUAAUUACUUUUCCACAGGUUUUUAUUAAUACUUAAUUAUGUCUUUACUAGCAGCAAUGAUCAAGUAAUAACACUCAUAACAGAUUAUCCAAGCACCACAUAAACAUGCUGUUUUUGUUCAAGCUCACUCCAUCAAAAAGGGAAUUCAUGUUUGUGUUGUUCUUUGUGUUUACAGUACAAAAUGUAGUAAAGCGUAUUUGCACCCAAAAUGGCAACAAACAUCAUUGUGGAAAGUACCUCAGGGAGAAGGGGUGUUAAUAAAAAAAAAAAAAAAAAAAACUACUGUGGCCUUAAAACACUUCUAGCUGUGUCACAUGAUCCACGACUCAGGAAAAAACCAAAGCUACCAGCAUACACUGAUCCUGUAUUUUUGUGGUUUUACUGUUGUGACUUUGUGUAAUAAAAUGUGUCAUUUUAGUGA